CGAGCCUCCUCUCAUUCUGACUCAACUAUGUGAUCUGUUUUUCCACACGGACACGGACCCUGUCUCCUCUCCUCUUCUUUUAUCCCUGUCUUCUCCUCCUCCUCCUCCUCCUCGCCGUCCUCGUCCUCCACGGCACGCUCAAUGCGCACUUCCCCUCUCGCAAAAGCAACCGCGUUUGUUCGGCGAAGUUACUUUCUUAGAUAGUUGACUUUGAAGUUUACUUUUUGUUCUCAAUUCUCGGACAUGACCACCAUGGCAUCACCGGCUGCUCCGGCUCUGCUCCCCGCCGCUCCGCUCGGGCACCACCCGGCGCCGAGUUCCGUCUCUCCGUCCACCAACUCUCCGCCACCCGCAGCCACCUCCGCCGCUUCUUCGCCGGCUCCUCCGGUGGCGCACCCGGCGCUGCUUCACCAGUUCAGGGCGGACCUCUUAUUACCGAACGGGAACCCGUUGAAGAGCGGAGGGACCCCGGUGCCCGGCAGCGCUAAGCCCGUGUACGCCACGCCGUCUCCCGUGGAGAGCACGCCGCAGAACAACGAGUGCAAACUGGUGGAGGUGAAAGGUGCCAAGCUGGCCUCGUUCACGGUGAAAGACACGGAGCUCAUCUGCCUGCCGCAAGCCUUCGACGUGUUUCUCAAGCACCUGGUCGGCGGGCUCCACACCGUCUACACCAAGCUGAAACGGCUGGACAUUACCCCGGUGGUGUGCAACGUGGAGCAGGUCCGGGUGCUGCGGGGGCUUGGGGCCAUCCAGCCCGGGGUGAACCGGUGCAAACUCAUCUCCAGGCAGGACUUCGAGACGCUCUAUAACGACUGUACCAACGCGAGUUCGAGGCCUGGACGACCGCCCAAGAGGCUGCAGACUGUGACCGAGGGCGGGACUCACCACAUGCUGUCCCACAGCGGUCUGAUGCACGCUGGGAUCAUGCCACCUGCAGAUCUGUCUGCCCUGGCCAAAAAGAUCAAGCUGGAGGCGAUGGCCAGUUACAACAGCAACCAGCAACAUGGCGUGCCCAACGGAGAGAACGGUGACCACAACCCAGGACUGGUUCUGGAUCAGUUGCCCUUCAUGAUGAUGUCACAUCCCCUAAUCCCUGCCAGCCUGGCGCCGGCCUCCGUAUCCAUGGCUAUGGGCCAGAUGAACCGACUGAGCACGCUGGCCAGCAUGGCCAACGUGGCGCAUCUCCACGCCAAGCCCCCUACCAGGGCUCCCACCUCCGUCAUUAAGGAGCGAGUGCGUGACAGCCCCUCACCUUCUCCCUCGUUGGAAGAGGCUCAGAUGUCAUCCAAUCACAGCAGCAGUGUGUCGAGUUCACCGUCUCACACAGAACGCACUGCAGAAGCCACACACCCACUGGACAACGGGCUGUCAUCAAGUCACAGUGUGUUGGGACAUUCCCCUGGUGUGGUACAGGGGACCAGAGAGACAGAUUUGACUUCAGCGGAACACAGCAAGGAAAACAAGAGGAGCCACACUGACAGAGACAGCAGCUCCUUGGCCACUCACACCAGCAAGGAGAGCUGUGAUAGACAAGUGUUCCAGAAACCCCCAUCAGGCAGGGAGAGCUGUGAGAGGGCAUCUUACCCUGCGGGACAGAAGCUCCCAGCAGGUCUCCACCACACUCCCUUCAUCUUCCCGGAAGGCUUGUCCUCCAUAGAGACCCUGCUCACGAACAUCCAGCAGGGUCUGCUGAGGGUUGCCAUAGAGAACGCCCGGGCGCAGGAGAAGCAGGACCAGCUGGAGAGGACGGAGCUGAAGAUGGAGCUGGUCCGAGAGAGGGAGCUCAGGGAGACCUUGGAGAGACAGCUCAGCAUGGAACAGAAAAACAGAGUUUUGAUCCAGAAGCGCCUGAAGAAGGAAAAGAGGAAUAAGAGGAGACUCCAGGAGGCCUUGGAGGAGGAGGUGAAACUUCGUGAUCAGGCUGAACACACUCUGCUGCACACUGCCAGCGCACACACAGGCCAUCAAUCAUCAGCAGCCCCCCCUCACACAGAAUCCGUGACCCAGGACGUGGACGGGAACAACCACGAUGACAACAGGCUGGACACCAAGGCGACAGUACAAGGUACAGGUGUCCACAUCACAGUUACUGCCUCUUCAGUGUGUGGCUGCGAAGAGUUGGCAGAGGGCAGAGUGUUCCUGCAGACCACUGGGAUGUACUGAAGACGAGUUGGAAGGACGAGUGGACGAAUGGAUGGAUAGGUGAAUGGAAGAAUAGAGUGACAAAGAUUCCUCCUUUUAUCAGAAAUACAAUCGACAGGCAUGCUCAUCAAGAGGACUCCCCUGCACUUCGAGGGUGACAUUUGAACUUUUCCAUUGUUCUCUUGUUUAAUUUAUUGCAUUUAUCACCGAACCUCGGGCCGUAGUGGGAACAGUACUUUAUUCUGACGAUGUGUUUGACUGUGUUUCUUUCAAUCAAGGUUAUUAGAUUCCUAGAUGAAGAUGACCAUAGUCGUUUUUUUGUUUUGUUUAUUUUGUUUUGGGUUUUUUUUUUGUCAGUGCUGUUUAUCUGAACACGAGUGAUGAAUUUAACUUGUAACAGAGUUGUGUACAUAAAUAUAUUCAUCAUUUUUGUUAUUAUUAUCUAAAAAAAUAAACAUAAUGGCAUGUUGUACAGUCAGUACAUGACUUGUGUUGUGUAUGUUAUGCAGUAGUGCAGUUUGACAAUACAAACAAUACAAAUCCUUUUUAU
This is a messenger RNA of Scatophagus argus, 2692 nucleotides long. It is a transcript of the gene dachc, whose product is annotated as dachshund c. Lineage: Eukaryota; Metazoa; Chordata; Actinopteri; Scatophagidae. The coding region runs from base 244 to 2163 and encodes 639 amino acids. The transcript has 11 exons. The record is from RefSeq and is a predicted model, not a curated record.